GAAACCGCCCAAUCAGAGGCGCACGUUGAGGAUUGUUACUUGAAGGGAACGCUGAGGAAGAAGGAGGCGAGGAGCAGCGGACGGUGGCCUGCGAGCGGAAGACAAGAUGACUGGGUCUAAUGAGUUCAAGCUGAACCAGCCUCCAGAAGAUGGCAUCUCCUCGGUGAAGUUCAGCCCCAACACAUCCCAGUUCCUGCUGGUCUCCUCCUGGGACACUUCGGUCCGGCUCUACGAUGUCCCUGCCAACACCAUGCGCCUCAAAUACCAACACACUGGCGCCGUCCUCGACUGCGCUUUCUAUGAUCCAACACAUGCUUGGAGUGGGGGAUUGGAUCAUCAGUUGAAAAUGCAUGAUUUGAAUACUGAUCAAGAAAACCUUGUUGGAACCCAUGAUGCACCUAUUAGAUGUGUUGAAUAUUGUCCAGAAGUGAAUGUUAUGGUUACUGGAAGUUGGGAUCAAACAGUUAAGUUGUGGGAUCCUAGAACUCCUUGUAAUGCAGGAACCUUUUCUCAGCCAGAAAAGGUUUACACGCUCUCUGUGUCUGGAGACAGAUUAAUUGUGGGGACAGCUGGUCGGAGAGUGCUGGUAUGGGACUUGAGGAAUAUGGGCUAUGUGCAGCAGAGAAGAGAGUCUAGUCUGAAAUACCAGACUCGUUGCAUACGAGCGUUUCCAAAUAAGCAGGGUUAUGUGUUAAGUUCUAUUGAAGGCCGAGUGGCAGUUGAAUACUUGGACCCAAGUCCUGAGGUGCAGAAGAAGAAAUAUGCAUUCAAAUGUCACAGACUAAAAGAAAAUAAUAUUGAGCAGAUUUAUCCUGUCAAUGCCAUUUCCUUUCACAACAUUCACAACACAUUUGCUACAGGUGGAUCUGAUGGAUUUGUUAAUAUUUGGGAUCCAUUCAAUAAGAAACGAUUGUGCCAGUUCCAUCGGUAUCCCACUAGCAUAGCAUCACUUGCCUUCAGUAAUGAUGGGACCACACUUGCAAUAGCAUCAUCAUAUAUGUAUGAAAUGGAUGACACCGAACAUCCUGAAGAUGGUAUCUUCAUUCGCCAAGUGACAGAUGCAGAAACAAAACCCAAUGAAACCCAGGAAGAAAAGAUAGAAGAAGAAAUUCCAUUGAAAAUAACAAAAUGUCAUUAUCUAAGAGUCUACAUUCAGGGAAACUGGGUCUCAGAAAGGUUUGGAGUGACUUGCCCAAGGCCCCAGAAGGAAGAAAAGAAGUCACAUAUGGCCACAAGGACAGUAGCUCAGGCCUGGCUUCAUGUUCCCUACUCUCCUGUUUACCUAACUUGAAACUUUCUAACAAUAUAUUUCUGUUUUGAGCACUACUUAUAGUACUAUAAAAACUGAUAUUUAGCAUUUAACUGCUAUUUCUUGGCUUCAGUCACUUGUUCUAGACUCAGAGUAUGUUUCCAUCUUCAUGACAGAGGAGUACAGAAGAGGUAGGGGGAAGAAUAGUCAUAUAACAGUUUGUAUAUAUGGUGCUUUAUGAUAUAUAAAUCACUUUUUUCAUAGCAACUGUGUGAAGUAGAUGGUAGUACAAGAAUUAUCUUCAGUUCAUAGGCUUAUAGGAAAGGAGCAUAGAGAGAUCAUUUAGUCCAACCCUUUGUUUUACAAAUGCGGAAAAGGAAACCCAGAUGGAUGAAAGAACUUGACAAAAAUCACACAGAUGCCAGAGUUGGGAUUCAGAUUCCAUUUUUCUUGCAGCCUGGUAAUGCAGAUGUUUUUAGAUCAGGAUAAUGAGGUUUGCAGAAGUUAAAUGCCUUACUCAUGGUCACAGGGUUGACCACUAAGUGCUGGAAUCAGGAUUUGGACCUAGGUGUUUCUGGCCCCAUGUUAUCUCUCACACAUAUUCGUCUUUGACCAGGGCUGAAGUUUAAGGGACAUGGGUUUUACAGAAGCUGAACAACAUUGUACUCUGUGUGUGAAAAGUAUAGAACAAUCUAAAAAUUACACCCUUCCCCCCCCAGUUACUAUCUUUAAAAAAAAAUCUCAUUUUUUAUGGCAAGACCAGCAAAACAGUGGAAACAAAUAAAUACAUUAUUGCCAUAUUAAAAGAAAGUAGCUUUAUCUAUUGUCUUCCUUUGCCUUAAAGGAAAGUACAAUGUAUGAGCAACCAUGUAGAGGACUUUUAGACUUUCUGAAGUCUUGGUCUCUAGGAAUGGAAUUGGACCUUCCCUUCUUAAUUCUGAUUUCAUCCAUGAUAAAGCCUUUUUAGAUAUUGAUCAUUGUUAGCUCUGUUUCUCAGUAUAGCUAAAGAAAGCCCAUUUCUUUCCCCUUCACCUGAUUCGUUUCCACAUUUCUCUUGUACAUUCUUGAGAAAACAGAUAAUGUUACUAGGAUUAUGACAGUAACCUCUUUUGAAGGAAGAUUUUUAUGAAUUAGUUACUGUUAUAAAAAUUGGCAAUUAGUAAAAGCAAAAGUAGAAAAAAAAAGCCUGGUAUCUGUUUAGUGGCUAGAAAACCAUGACAUUAUAUGCCACAAUAAAAGCCAUUCUGCAGGUAUGUCAUAAUUUUGUUUUUGAGUGAACACUGCAUGAAACUAUCUUUAUAAAAAAAAUGGAUGUAUCAUUCUGAGCCUCAGAAUCUUUCAUCUGUUAUCUGUCUUCUAUCACAGUCUUGAGGAAGUACAAUUAAAAAGGAGUAAUUCUUUUUUCGAAUCAGUUUCCAUUAUUAUGUGAGAUUAUGAAUCAUUCUAAAUCUUGGUAUCCAGGAGAGACACCCCCGCUCUGCAGCUCCUUUCAACAGUUGUUUGUGGCAGUUUCAGCCCUCUUUCUGCCUCUGAAGCUCUUUAUUUUUAAAGCAAGGCAGAUGAGGCCUAAAAUUAUUCCAUUAAAGAGGGGCAAUUUUUGUAAUGGGACUUAGAGUGCUCUGCAGAAGUGCAGGCAAGUUUCUUCAAUAUCCUGAGCAUUAUUCACUCAUUUAGUUAAAUGAUGUUUCUAAUUCCCUGGUAAUUACAUGUAAUGAGGCACUUUUUCUCUUCUUGAUGAGACUUUAGCUUAAUAUGAGAUGGCAUAUUUUUUUCUUCCUUUUUUUUCAUGGGGAUAAUUACCCCUUCCUAGGAAAAGCAGGGUUUGUUGUGCAGAAUAUAGCAAAUUAUUUUAUUUCCUGCCAUCUUGACUGCCAGUAAAUUAUAAAAUUAAGUUUCAGUGGAACAUUAGCACCAUUUUGGGAAAGGCUUGAGACUUUUUUUUUUAAUUCAUGUGCUGCUGUCCUCUGGGAUCAUAGGGGCCAUUAUUCAUAGAAUAGAUGUUUUUCUGCCAAUUCCAAGUAUUCAGAUGUAUUAAGGCUGCAACAUAGAUUUAAUUUUCUGGAUGGUAUCCAGUGUAGAAUGUUCUUGUAAUCUUCUUUGUGCUCAGGUAAUUAUCAUUACAAAGUUAAGUAAUUCGUUCCCUCUUUUGACCACCCUCCGCACAACACCCUCCCUUCCCCCAUUUAUAUGUCAAAUUAUUUUUUUGUGUGUGUGUUGUACUUCAAUUACAUGCAAAGUAACUAUAUUUGAAUCACGUGAAGGUGGUGACACUGACUGUUAAUAGGCAGGAAGUUCAGAGUUAAUAUAGACACUACUUAACUCUACCUAUUGUUAAAAAAAGAUGUAAAGAGAAAAAUACAAAAAGAACAACAUUAAUUAAGGACAAUGUCAUAUUGAAUUUUCAAUUUCCUGGGCUCAAUUUUUGUUAGAAAUUUUAAAGGUUUUUUUUGGGGGGGAGGGGUUACCUUUUUGUUUUUUUAAGAACAGUAUUUCAAUAAGAAAUAAUUUAAAAAGCAUGUUUCAAGAUAGUCAUUCUUUACUAUCUAUCAAAGGACACAUCUGAAGAUUUUCUUUAGUAUGGUACCUACUUAUCUGCAUAUUUCAGGCUUGUAAAUAUUUACCAAUAAUAUAUCCACUCACAGUUUUUUUUUAAAUUAAUGUUCCUAUUCUCAAGGGGCAAUGCAAGUUAUUGGAGAAAUAAAGUCACUGUGUUAUGACUGGUUAAUGCACUGGGCUAAGAGUCAAAAGACCUGUUUAGAGCCCUGACAUUUAUUAGCCAUGUGAAUUUGGGCAAAGUACUCAAAGGCAGCAACUGUAUAUAAUUCAUUUUUCUGUUUCCCCUAGUGCUCAGCAAAAUGCCUUCAUAUAGUUGACCUGCAAUAAAUGUUUGUUGAAUGAA
Messenger RNA from Phascolarctos cinereus (koala), 4148 nucleotides. RefSeq names its product BUB3 mitotic checkpoint protein (gene BUB3). The record is from RefSeq and is a predicted model, not a curated record. NCBI's taxonomy places the organism in Eukaryota, Metazoa, Chordata, Mammalia, Diprotodontia, Phascolarctidae. Gene Ontology annotation, molecular function: protein binding.